Molecule: messenger RNA, 1710 nt
Organism: Pyricularia pennisetigena
Lineage: Eukaryota; Fungi; Ascomycota; Sordariomycetes; Magnaporthales; Pyriculariaceae
Exons: 4
Coding region: 1-1710 (569 amino acids)
Biological process (GO): SCF-dependent proteasomal ubiquitin-dependent protein catabolic process; mitotic cell cycle
Cellular component (GO): cytoplasm; nucleus
Molecular function (GO): cullin family protein binding
Source: RefSeq, a predicted model, not a curated record
AUGGAACCUGAUUCCGACUUCUUUGCAAACGCGCCGGAAGGUGCGAGGGACUACGUCGUCGGUGCACCUAGGAGUAUUCAGCAAUGGAUUCUGGGAAAGGUCCGCCGCCAGGGAAAGACGAAAGAGAUCGAGCGACUGGAGGCCAAAUACAGAGUGGAAAUUGAGGCGUUAAAAGCCCAGCUCGAGGAAGCCACUUCUAGACAGAGCAAGCGAGGAAAGCCUAUCGAAGUACAGCUGGUGGAGCAGCAGGCCAUGCUCGAAAAGCUCGGGGCCGAAAACGAACGACUUAAACAGAAGCUAUUGCCUGGCAGGUAUAGGCGCGACGAAGACCAAACAAACAUGGAACCUGCUUUAAAGUCUGCCUCAGCACCUGUGCCACAUAUGUCUAGCAACGCGUCGGGGCAUAGUAGCGACACUAAUGGCAGCACUCCUCCCCAGGAUGUGUCCGACCCGGUCGAAGCUGAUAUGCCCGAUGCCGCACUCAGCAGCUCCGAGACCCGGUCUUCCACGAGCACUCCCCUCAGCAGCCCCCCUAAAAGCCCCUGUGAUCCGGCCAGUCAGCCCAGCAACGAUAUUCGGACGCAAGGAACGACCUCUGUGAUUACUGCUGCGGCCAUGCAUCCGGAGUUUCUGGGAAAUCAAGACCAGAAUGAUAAACAGGCCUUUGUCACUGCCGACUUGGGGGAAAAACUUGCUUCCAGCAUAGCUACUAAGCUAGGCUCCAAAUUCUCUGGCGCGGUGCACAUCAAGGACUUCGAACCAAUCGACCCCGAAAACUUGAAAAAAACCAUUAAUUUGCCACAAGAAGACUACGACCUCGUCGGUGUUGAAUAUAAGGACAGUUCCUUAAUUUUAUCUUCCCGCGGAUUUGAGGUUCCGGAUUUCUCCCGUCCGUCAUCAACGGACAUAAAUGCCAAAACUUUCAUCGAAAACCUAAUUGCCAAUCCUCCCAAAGGACACAUUCCAUACUAUGUCGGCCCAUCGCUUGCGUCAUGCCAACAAGCCCGUGAUAACGUACGGAGCUUUGCUGUUGGUGGAUUAGCUCCACAUGAGAAGGUGGCCGCAUAUUACGAACUCGCUAGCCACUUUGACUCCAAGUCAGUUCUGACAGCGCUACUCGCUUGUGUUGCCCGGAUCCAAACCUUCAAAGAGAUGAAUAAAACAAAAGAGGGCAGGAAAAAUCUGCCUCCGGGUACGCUGGAAAAGUUUUACAAACUCUCAAGAACCAAGGUCGAAUUUUCGACUUUUCGUUCCCACAUCUUUAACGCUCGGAAUUUCGAUGAGAUCCUCGGAAGUCUGGUGGUCUUUUUGCCGUUUCAAGGCAAUGAUCGCGCUGUCGCAUGCAGUUCCCGUGUGAUCAAGGACCCGAUUGAUGAUUUGGGCGAGGAGAUGGCUACUGCUACACCAAUUCCGAUUCAUAACGUCAGCCAGGCCGUACUAAAGAAGGUUCUCGAAUGGUGCGAACACCAUCAGAACGACCCUGCGCAAACCAGCGACGACGACAGUAAAAUUUUCGUGAAGACAACCCGUAUGGAUGAGUGGGAUGAGAAGUUCAUGCUGCAGAUCGACCAGGAAAUGCUGUUCGAGAUCAUCUUGGCCAGCAACUACCUCGAGAUCAAGGCACUGCUAGAAGUCGGUUGCAAAACAGUCGCUAAUAUGAUCAAGGGCAAGUCGCCGGGUGAAAUUCGAAAGACGUUCAACAUCACGUAA